Molecule: messenger RNA, 174 nt
Organism: Phytophthora nicotianae INRA-310
Lineage: Eukaryota; Oomycota; Peronosporomycetes; Peronosporales; Peronosporaceae
Exons: 1
Coding region: 1-174 (57 amino acids)
Source: RefSeq, a predicted model, not a curated record
AUGGUACCCCCUACGCGGUAUACGCGUUCUCUUCGACCGAAUGCACUGUCACGGAAUGUUCCCCUGGCUCGAGUAACAUCAAUGCGGAUAUGCAGACCAUCGACUGCUCCACCGACUACAUCCAGGUCAUUCGCGACAAGUUUGGCAGUUCGCCAUACAUUAUCGAACAGAUGA